Eublepharis macularius is the source of this 4919-nucleotide messenger RNA. It is a transcript of the gene RAD54L, whose product is annotated as RAD54 like. Gene Ontology annotation, cellular component: nucleus. Gene Ontology annotation, biological process: reciprocal meiotic recombination; double-strand break repair via synthesis-dependent strand annealing. The transcript has 18 exons. NCBI's taxonomy places the organism in Eukaryota, Metazoa, Chordata, Lepidosauria, Squamata, Eublepharidae. Gene Ontology annotation, molecular function: ATP binding; DNA translocase activity; ATP-dependent chromatin remodeler activity. The coding region runs from base 79 to 2313 and encodes 744 amino acids. The record is from RefSeq and is a predicted model, not a curated record.
GCGGUGUCGGGCGCUGCUCUCCGUGGGAGCCUCGGAAGGAACCUGCACGCAGAUGGGCGUUGACUCUCCCGGGUGGAAAUGAGGAGAAGCCUGGCUCCCAGCCAGCUGGCGAAGAGGAGGCCGCGAGGGGACGGCUCUGGCGAUGAGGGUGACCGGUCUCCCGAAGAGACUCCCAAGAGACAGAAACAUGGUAGCAAGCUUGGGAACGGAGAGUGCUAUAUGUCACCUUUUAGGAAGCCCUUGGCCCAGUUAACCAAUCAAUCUCACUACCUAGAUGGUAGAAAACAUGAGGCCUUUAUCCACAGCAUUUUGUCAAAACCUUUCAAAAUACCCAUUCCAAACUAUACAGGCUCCUUGGGCUUUAGGGCGCUGGGUAUCAAACGAGCAGGGGUAAGGCAUGCUCUCCAUGAUCCUUUUGAAGAAGGGGCUCUGGUGCUGUAUGAACCUCCAUCUUUGAGUGCUCAUGACCAAUUGAAAAUAGAUAAGGAAAAAGUGCCAGUUCAUGUUGUGGUGGAUCCUGUUCUCAGUUGCAUUUUACGACCCCAUCAGAGAGAGGGGGUGAAGUUCCUGUGGGACUGUGUCACAGGUCGUCGAAUUCCUGGAAGUCAUGGCUGCAUCAUGGCAGAUGAGAUGGGUCUGGGUAAGACCUUGCAGUGUAUCACUCUGAUGUGGACUCUUUUGCGCCAAAGUCCGGAUUGCAAGCCUGAAAUUGACAAGGCAAUCGUGGUCUCACCCUCCAGCCUGGUGAAAAACUGGUACAAUGAAGUGGGCAAAUGGCUUGGAGGAAGGGUUCAGCCAUUGGCUAUUGAUGGAGGCUCCAAGGAGGAGAUAAAUAAGAAGCUAGUUGGCUUUAUGAACCAGAGAGGCCUUAGAGUUCCAUCUCCCAUCCUGAUAAUUUCUUAUGAAACAUUUCGCCUUCAUGCUGAAGCUCUACAGAAAGGGAGUGUUGGGCUGGUCAUAUGUGAUGAGGGCCACAGGCUGAAGAAUUCAGACAACCAAACAUACCAGGCUCUGAACAACUUGAACACACCACGUCGGGUGCUUAUCUCAGGAACCCCCAUUCAGAACGAUCUCCUUGAAUACUUCAGUCUAGUACAUUUUGUCAACUCAGGGAUUUUAGGAACAGCUCACGAAUUCAAAAAGCACUUUGAAAUUCCCAUCUUAAAGGGCAGGGAUGCAGAUGCAAGUGGAGCAGAGAGGCACAAGGGAGAAGAGAGAUUGAAAGAGUUGAUCGGCAUUGUCAACAGGUGUCUGAUAAGGAGGACUUCUGAUAUUCUGUCCAAAUAUCUGCCAGUGAAAAUUGAGCAGGUGGUAUGCUGCAGGUUGACUCCCCUUCAGUCUGAACUGUACAAACACUUCUUAAAGCAAGCAAAACCAGCUGAAGAUCUGAAAGAUGGAAAGAUCAGUGUUUCAUCUCUCUCUUCAAUCACAUCUCUGAAGAAGCUCUGCAAUCAUCCUGCCCUCAUCUAUGAGAAAUGUGUGGAAGAGGAGGAAGGAUUUGUGGGUGCUCUGCAGUUGUUCCCUCCUGGCUACAACAUUAAAUCCUUAGAACCUCAGCUCUCAGGAAAGAUGCUGGUUUUGGAUUACAUCUUAGCAGUUACCAGGAGCACCAGCAAUGAUAAAGUAGUCCUAGUCUCUAAUUAUACUCAGACACUGGACCUCUUUGAGAAACUCUGCAGAACUAGAAGGUACUUGUAUGUCCGUCUAGAUGGCACCAUGUCCAUUAAAAAGAGAGCAAAGACAGUGGAACGUUUCAAUGCAGUCUCUAGCCCUGAGUUCAUUUUCAUGCUAAGCAGCAAAGCUGGUGGCUGUGGCUUAAACUUGAUUGGAGCAAACAGACUUGUGAUGUUUGACCCUGACUGGAAUCCAGCCAAUGAUGAACAAGCCAUGGCCCGAGUGUGGCGAGAUGGUCAGAAGAAGACUUGCUAUAUCUACCGAUUGCUCUCGACAGGAACAAUUGAAGAAAAGAUCUUCCAACGACAAACCCACAAGAAGGCACUCAGCAGCUGUGUAGUAGAUGAGGAGCAAGAUGUGGAAAGGCAUUUCUCUCUUGGGGAAUUGAAGGAGCUUUUCACACUCAAUGAAACCACUAGAAGCGAUACCCAUGACAAGAUCAAGUGCCAUCGCUGUGUGAAUGGAUAUCAGGUCAGACCACCUCCAGAGGGGACGGAUUGCACUUCUGAUGUCUCCCAGUGGAACCAUUGUGCUGAAAAACGUGGUCUGCAGGAUGCUAUCCUAAAGGCUGCCUGGGAUGCUGCUGUCACCUUCACUUUUCACCAUCAUUCCCAUGAGGAGCAACGGGGGAUACCAUGACCAUUGGAUUGGUUUAAUUGUUCUGAAAAUCAAGCUAUUAAUUUUUCUUCUAUACAAACAGAAAUUUGAUACCUCAUCAACUGUAGAUUGGUAGUAUUCAGGCAACUUCCCUUAUUUCCAUUAACAUAUUAGAAAAACUUUCUGUGCUGCUUGAUCUACUACAUAUACUAUCAUUGCAAAAACUGUUAGGUUGAUCACUUAUUCACACAGUGAACUACGCAACUGAAGAGCAUUGGAAAACCAGGUGUUUAACAAAACUCACUUUUUAAAAAAGUAUUUUCUUAAAAAGAGGUUUGUGCCUUUUUAAUCAUAGCAUUUGAGUGUUUGGGGGAAGGAAGAGACCAGAGAUGGAUUGCCUCUGAUUAACCAACAGGAAAUGCUUGCAUCUUUCAAGUCUGAGUAGGCAAGAUGGCUUGGGGGGGGGGGCGCUACUUAUCCAACUUGGACUAGAACUUUCGGAAAAUGAUAGCGAUCACAAGCCUUAACAAAUUCCAUGUGCAAUAUCUCAAUAAUAAUUUUGACACCUUUGGUUAUUUCAUUGUAUUUUUCUGGGCAGCCUACUGCUUGUAUCCUAACUUAUUACAAAAGAGUUCAUAGAUCAAAAUAACAGUCCAGUCAAAUUCCUUUCCCCCUUGCUAGGCUGCAUUCAGAUGUCAUAUGUAAUUGAUUAAAGAAAAACGUGCACAAACCCAGCUUGGUGGCAGGCUUGCAGGUGCUCCUCUUUUCUUGGACUAAGAACUGCAGUUGGUCACUGACUUAUGACAUAAAUAAAGGGAAGUGAGGAAACUGUGUUAGUUUCCCUCCCACUAAUCAGGAUCCUCAAUCAAGAUGUAACCUAUGCUUAGAAUCCUGGUUGGAGAUGGAGAGCUAACUCUGAUUCAGCCAUGUGUCUGCUUUUGUAUGUCGUGUUUAACUGUGUUGCAGCACUAGAUAAAAGGGUGAAAGUAGUAAGGUGCAUGUGCAGGUACAGAAAAAUGUCGGGCUUCUGCACAUUUAUUUUUCUUUAAUAUGGUUAUAUUUGAUGGCUGAAUGUAGAAAUAUACAAUAAUGUAAGAAGAGAAGAAUAUUGUGUGGGCUGUUGCUGUGAGAUGGGUAUUGGGUAGGGCAGAACACAAGGAUAACUGCCUAUUUGAAAUGCUGUGGAAUAUUUAUGUAAGAUGAAGACAUUAUCUAGGCAAAUGACUCUAUUUUGGCUCACUUGCAAAGCUGCACUGAAAUGUGUUACACUGAGGAAAGCUACAUUUUCCAAGAGCGGGGAGGCAUUUGCUUUGUUUAGUGAUUAUAUUUUGAAAUCUUGCAUGUUGGAAUUAUGUUUAUGAAACUGGCUCAAAGAAAAGCAAAAAAGAAAAAUCAUGAACAUGUUUUCUGAUUUUCUUGACCACCUCCCCACCUGUGGAAAAGAUUAAUGAUCUUUAGUCUGAAGACAUGCUUUAAAAGCUUUCUUUUUUGCAUUUUAAAGGGAUGUUGGUAAAACUCAUACCAUACAAAUUAUUAAAACUGGCUUUAUUUUUGUAAGAAUAUGCAGUUCAUUUAAAAUCAGAUUUAAAAUGCAUCUUGGACUGCAACAAAAUAAAGUACUCUUGUGGUAGUAGAAUCCAUUCCAUCUCAAAAGCAAAAUGUGCGUGAGAUCUUCAGAGCAAGGAGAAAUUCAUCGUUAACCAACUUGAUGCUUUUAAUAACUUUUUGUUGAUUGAAUAGUGAGGAUAAACUGGGUUUACAAGUUAAAAGUUCAAAAGCUGUUCAGUCUGAACUAAUAUUUAUACUUAAUUACCUCCUUUUCAGCAGUUUCAGCCUGCACAACUGUGCCUCUUGUUUGUUUGUGUGUUUCUUCCUUUUCCCCUCCGUUUUAAGGAUGUUGGUUCAGCUUCUGUUCUUUUAAACAUAUGAGGCCAAUAAAGUUUCUGGUCAUUAGUACUUCAGACAACUCAGAGAUAGCAGAAAAAAUACAACUCUGCCAAAUUAAAUGACAUUACUGAAGAAGAAUGGGUCCAUACAGAAGAAAAGCUUCUCCUAUUAGGUAAUCAGACAAUGACUGAAGACCUCUCCAAUGAUCCAGGUAGGUUUAGCUUUAAAGGAUUCUACUGCUUCCAAACUUAGAAAGAAUUACCUGUAUUAGGACUUCCUACCAAGAGAGUCUUAGUUCAGGGUAUUAUUGGGACUCCCUUAAUUUCCUGCCAAAAAUCUACCUCAGUGAGUUGAGACUGCCUCUAAGCAUCAUUGUCCUUUUUGCCUAGAUACCUCCUUACUGAACCUUAUUUGGAAAUAUUCCCUGGACUUCUAUCAAUUCCUGUUAGUUCACCUUGCCGUAUCCUGCCUUUAAUACUUGCCAAGGAACCUAUUAUCUUAAUUCAUACCCUAUAACUGAGGCUAGAAACUUGCCUCAGAUCAUAGAUCCCUUGUGCUUCUACAGACCUCUCCAUCUGUUGCUACAGAAACUUCCUGUUUGCAUGUUAUGUGCUUUGCUUUUCUUCUCUAGGGCUUUGCUUGGGUGUGCUCGCUGGAGCUCCUGUAAGUUAGUUUUACUUGCCUCUAAUUCAUCUAUGUUUGUCUAGCUAUGAGGCACCCAUUUUCGACAUAACAAAAAUGCUUCUUUCUUUCCCCUUUAG